Striga asiatica is the source of this 1714-nucleotide messenger RNA. The record is from the annotation of a GenBank genome assembly. Lineage: Eukaryota; Viridiplantae; Streptophyta; Magnoliopsida; Lamiales; Orobanchaceae.
AUGUGGGAUAAGCUCAAGAAAAUCCUCAAGAGAUGCAGAAAACAGACGCACUCACAAACUGCUGCUGUUUUUGAUGGCUGUGUUAGGGAAAAUAAUGUCUGCGAUGGCACGUUUUUCCCGUCGCUGCUUGAGGAGAUGUCUGUUGUGGUUGGAUUUUUCAAUCAAAGAGUCCAAAGAUUGCUCGAUCUCCACCUUUCAUCGUGCUUUAGCAAGUGGAUUAUUCGGUUGAAAGACAAAUUACAAGGAAAUCACAUUGCCCCGAUUCAAGAAGGCCGUGACCUCGUCACAUACGCAAUCUUCAAUGCCAUGGCCAUGCGCAAAAUACUAAAGAAAUACGAUAAGGCCCGACACAUGCAAAUCGAGAUCCUUCAAUCGCCUUGGCUAUGUGAGCUUAUGGCUUUUCACAUAAACUCGAGAACAUCCGAUAAAAAAGUCAAUUCAAGUAGCGAACAAGAAGUACUCUUCGAAGGGUGUUCAUUUUUAUUAAACGACGUGAAACCAUCUCUGCAUUGUGAGAUCUUUGACUCGGUCGAGUUAGAUAUCGACUUGACCUGUUCCAUAUGCUUGGAGACAUUGUUUGAUCCAGUUUCACUCACCUGUGGUCAUAUGUUAUGUUACUUGUGUGCAUGCAAAGCUGCUUCAGUUACGAUUGAACGGGUAUAUGAAAGUGCGGUACAUUUGGAGGAGCUUCAUAUUCUGUUAGGCCAAAGCUGUCCAGAAUACUGGGAAGAGAGGCGAAAAUCGGAAAAGAUUGAGAGAAUUCAGCAGACUAAAGAGUAUUGGGAGUCUCAGUGCCGAUUAUUCUAGGGCAUUUGAGCUGAAGAUGAACAUGCUAUUCGAGCCAAUUUUUUUUCGGCUUUUCAAGUGUACCCACAAGCAUGAAGUUUUUCAUGACGCUGUUCUUUUUCCCGAGAGCAUACUUUAAAUUCUACAUUAACCCACAAAAAAAUUAUGCUGUUAAAAAGAUGUAAGCUUUAGCAAAACAAGAACAAACUUGAAAGGUUAAACACAAAUCUUAUUGACGAGGAGUUAUAUUUCAGAAAGUAAUAUUUCUUAUUAAGCAAAACCCACAAAAAAAUCAAUGAAUUGAAAAAAUAUUCAAAUUGUGAAAGGCAUAUUAUAUCAUAACUCAGCAGCUUAGUGAAGAAUUAGAAGAAAAAAAGUGCAAACAUAUUUUGACCAAUGCAAUUUAGUGAAGAACACUUCCAUCACCAGAACAAAUUAUACAUGACCUCUGUUCAAGAGAAUUUCAGCUAACUAUACCUCAUGAGUGUGUGUUGAUCUAAUCGUAGGAUCGAACUUUCCAUUGAGCUACCAUGAACAAGUAGAAUUUUUUUUCCAAACUGUGAAGAAUGGAGCUAAUGCAAGAGCUCUCAGAAAUCAACAAAAACAAACAACUGAGCCCAAAUUAACCAAAAGCAUAUCAACAAACGGCAAAAGCACGCAAACAAAAAAAGUAUCACCGACCAUCUUCCUCGAUGUCGCUGUCUCUAUCGAUCGGCUCGAACUCCGGCAGGGGCUCGCCGGCGAGGGGAGGCAUCUUGUGAGCUGUACGCGCCCGCACGCAGAGGAAAUUGGAGUUCUAAACGACGCCGAACGACUUGUAGUUGUCGAUCACGCUGCCCUUGUCGUCCCAUUUCAGAGAGGGUCCAGUAUAGCUUUGAGCUUCGAGGGGAGACCGAACUCCGGCCCGCUUGAACACGUUAGGGGCCAU